Gastrolobium bilobum is the source of this 543-nucleotide messenger RNA. RefSeq lists its product as uncharacterized. Bases 1 to 543 code for a protein of 180 amino acids. NCBI's taxonomy places the organism in Eukaryota, Viridiplantae, Streptophyta, Magnoliopsida, Fabales, Fabaceae. The record is from RefSeq and is a predicted model, not a curated record. The transcript is spliced from 2 exons.
AUGAAAUCUUUUUCAAACACGAUUGCUGAUAAACUUGAUGAGGAAAGCUUUCUUCCCUGGGAACAACUUGCUCUUGCAUCAAUCCAUGGGCACAACCUGCAGAAUCAUCUCAACAAAGAAAAGGUUCCUGUUCGAUUUGCAACUCAAGCAGAUCAAGAAAAUGAAAAAGAAUCCGAAGACUAUGCAACCUGGUUUGCUCAUGAAAUCUGGACAAGACUUCAGGUCUACUUUGCUUCUCACACACAAGCAAAAGUCAAACAACUCAAAAACCAGUUGAAAUCCAUCAAAAAGAAAGGACCAACAUCAGAAUAUCUUCUUCAAAUCAAAAAGAUUGUUGAUUCUUUGGGAGCUGUCGGUUCUCCAAUAACAGAUGCUGAAUAUUCAGAAGCAAUUCUUGAUGGAUUGAGUGAUGAGUAUACACCUUUAAUCACUUCUGCUAUGUCAAGAUCUCCACCUUUUUCUAUAAUCGAAUUGGAAGCAUUCCUUCUUGCUCAAGAGGAAAUGCUAGAAAGAUUCAAAAAGAAUGAUGCUACACCAAUUUAG